This is a messenger RNA of Prunus armeniaca (apricot), 345 nucleotides long. The record is from the annotation of a GenBank genome assembly. NCBI's taxonomy places the organism in Eukaryota, Viridiplantae, Streptophyta, Magnoliopsida, Rosales, Rosaceae.
AUGGCCAGGCCGAAGGGCCCCGUAUUCAAUGUAGAUUUCCUUGAGCCAAACACCUUAACUGAGGCUGAGUUGGCAAAAAUUAGGGUUGAGUAUCACAUACCGGAUUUAGUAGUGAUGCGACUCCAGGGGCCAUUAGAGUCCUUAAGCGAUCCAGAGGAGGAGGUGGUCUUCUCCACCAAUGUCUUCAAGCACGGCCUUCAGCUUCCGUGGAGGCAUUCGGUGCAGAUGAUUUUGGCACAGAUCGGCUACGCUCCUAGGCAGUUUAGUCCGAACUUCUGGAUUACACUACUCGGGACAAUCACGGAGUUCGACAUAACUGGUGAGGGAGAACCGAGCUAUGAGUAG